AACUCCUCAUCGCUCACCCUCCCGCUCAAACUCAAGACCAAAACCUGCGAAACAGAGAAGAUCUCCCGAUCGACGAUGGCCGGAAGAGGAAAGGCACUGGGCGGCGCCGCCGCCGCCGCAUCGGCGAAGAAGCUGAGCUCCUCCCGCAGCUCCAAGGCCGGCCUCCAGUUCCCCGUCGGCCGCGUCGCCCGCUUCCUCAGGACCGGCAAGUACGCCGACCGCCUCGGCGCCGGCGCGCCCGUCUACCUCGCCGCCGUGCUCGAGUACCUCGCCGCCGAGGUUCUGGAGCUGGCCGGGAACGCCGCGAGGGACAACAAGAAGACCCGGGUCGUGCCGAGGCACAUCCAGCUGGCGGUGCGGAACGACGAGGAGCUCGGACGUCUGCUCGGCGCCGUCACCAUCGCCAACGGCGGCGUCCUGCCCAACAUCCACAGCACCCUGCUGCCGAAGAAGGCCGCCGCCGGAGCCGGUUCCCGGAGCUCCGCCGCCGCCGCCGCCGCCGUCGACGCCUGAGCGAAGUUCGAAUCUUUUAGGGAUUGUUGGUAGGAACGGUGGAAAUGGGAAUGUUUGUUUUUGAGGUUUCGAACGAUCCGACAUGUAAAUUUGAAAAUCGAAUGCGAAAUGGAGCGCGAUUGAAUCGAA
Molecule: messenger RNA, 642 nt
Organism: Syzygium oleosum
Lineage: Eukaryota; Viridiplantae; Streptophyta; Magnoliopsida; Myrtales; Myrtaceae
Product: probable histone H2A.3
Exons: 2
Coding region: 76-513 (145 amino acids)
Cellular component (GO): nucleosome
Molecular function (GO): DNA binding; structural constituent of chromatin; protein heterodimerization activity
Source: RefSeq, a predicted model, not a curated record